This is a messenger RNA of Micropterus dolomieu (smallmouth bass), 6569 nucleotides long. RefSeq names its product nuclear receptor interacting protein 1b (gene nrip1b). Gene Ontology annotation, biological process: regulation of transcription by RNA polymerase II. The transcript is spliced from 2 exons. Gene Ontology annotation, molecular function: signaling receptor binding; transcription coregulator activity. NCBI's taxonomy places the organism in Eukaryota, Metazoa, Chordata, Actinopteri, Centrarchiformes, Centrarchidae. The record is from RefSeq and is a predicted model, not a curated record. Gene Ontology annotation, cellular component: nucleus. Bases 698 to 4318 code for a protein of 1206 amino acids.
AACAAUUCCCACAGACUACACGCUACACAGCUCGCUCACAGUCGUAGCGCAAAUAAAAUUUAAAAAAAACCUGAGGCAUUUUUUUUGGACUAAAAUUUUGAUUUUUAAAGGCUGCCUCGCCAUUUGUGUUUCCUGCCAAAGAGUGUCAAGACGGAUGCGACCAUUUUAAUUGGAUUUGCCUCCUCCUGUCGAAUAAUAACGAUGCGCCUCUCCGGCUGAGUGUGGGGUGGACAACGCAGGUCCCCCAUGUGAGAUCUGCAAAGCUGAAAGGGCGCCACUGACAAGACCACAGCCAGGCCUUAAGACAGACAUCCCAAACAUCCACAGCCACGGAAUGUGUCAACAUCUUUGUGGUGAAAUCCUGCUGACUCCUCGCUUGCUACUCACAUAAGCCUGGAGCUGGGCCUUGUGGGAUCCUACGGUGUUUGAAGGCCUACAACGAUGCCUGGGAGGCCCACCUGCCCCAGAUUGCCUCCAACCAUGGUUGCUGUUUCGCCGCAGUGCUGAUUGUGCCCACUACAGAGAGGGAUCACAUCCGGCCAGUGCAUCCUUCAGCCCUGUGCAGACUCACUCUGUGCAAUUGUCUGCCACCUAUUUGGUAUUUAGGAAGUAAAUGCCACUGUCAACCAGAUGACCUAGUGGACAUUUGUUUCCUAGUAGCAGUGCUGAACUAUACGAGGGGAUCCUAGUAUUGAACAUGACUCAUGGGGAGGAGCCUGGCCCUGAGACACACAAGGAUUCAGCUGUUCUAACUUAUCUGGAAGGUUUACUGAUGCAUCCAGUGGUAGCCGGGCCUGGGGCCACGGCAAGCGGGAGAUCUGAGGCUGCCCACAGCAACCAGGAGCAGGGUGACAAGGUGGGUGGGCCCUUCCAACUGUCCAACCAUGGCCCCACAGCUCCCAAGGCUGGAACCAACGGGCCCACAAUGGGUUCUUCACAGCACCUGAAGAAGGCCCGCCUACUGCGCUCUGGUGCCUGGAAUGAUCCAGGGAACCAGCGGAUGAGUUCACCCCCAAUGGAGCUGAAUGGCCAAGGGGGAGGCCUGCAAAAUGGAGCACUAGAGGGAUCCCCUCACGCCGGGGAGAGCACCCUGUUGGCUUCCCUGCUUCAGUCAUUCAGCUCACGGCUUCAGAGUGUAGCAAUGUCUCAGCACUCUAAUAAACCCCCCAGUGAGUGUUCCUCUCCCUCCAAGGCACCACCUGCAGACAAAGAGCCAGUUCCUGUGUAUGGGACAGCCUCAAGCCGCUUGAAGGGCCUAAUGAGGAAGAGCAAACUUCAAAAUCACAGCAACACACCUUACAGUCGACGGGGACAUAGUCAGGACAGACCCCCAGAAUCCCCUCGGUCAGCACACAGCGCCACGCCUCCCUCUGCACCAACAGCUGCUGAAUCAGUGUCCUGUGCCGAGCGUCUGAAGGCCGUGGCCAACAUGGUGAAAAUUCGGUCUAGUCCAGCACCUUCACCCAAGCCCAGUGUGGCCUGCAGUCAACUGGCCCUGCUGCUGUCCAGUGAAGCCCAUCUCCAGCAGUACUCCAGAGAGCAUGCCCUCAAAGCCCAGCUCUCUGGAAGAUCUGCCAGCGAGAGACUAGCUGCCAUGGCAAACCAGCAGCAUGGCCAGGACAAAAGGCCACCUAGUGUGGGAGGGACUCUGCCUGGAGCCCCAGACACACUAAGCUCCUUAACAACCCAAAAUGGAAUGACAACAACAGCCACAAUAACAACAACACUCCCUCGAACGGCCCUGUCCAGUCCACAGAGCCCUUCUUUGCUGCGUGGCCAUAGCCAAAGCUCCCCGCCCACUACCCCUCAUGCUCCAAACCACACUGACAGCCAACCACCUAGGGAGAAGCGAGGCUUUGACUCACGUCCAACCCGUCCCCCCCAGACAUGCAGCAGCUUGCUGCUGCUGCUACUCAACAACCACAACAACCAGAAGCAGCUGACCAAGAAUGGACACCUGGAGGACAGCUGUGGCAUUCUGCCACCAAGUGGCUCCUCUUCAGUCACAUCAGACAGCGAGUGCUCUAUCCAGGAGAGAAGCCUGACCAAGGACAGCAGUGAUGCAGAGAGUUCCUACUCAAGUUGCUCUCCCAUUGACCUCUCCAUGAGAAGCCGGGUGAAUACACAAGACACAGGGCCCAAAACUACCACCCCCUCUUCCUCCUUCUCCUCCUUCUCCUCCUCCACCUCUACCCUCUCUUCUUCCACCAGUGUGUUUUCCUCCACUCCAGUUGCAUUCUCUCCCCAAGCUUCCACCACGACCUUUUCGCCAUCCUCUACUGUCGUCUCCUCUGUGUCCACUGCUAUUUCUUCCUCUUCCUCUAUGUCUACCUCUUCCCUGGACAAACUAACAGAAUCUUUAAUAAACAAGUGGAAACCAGAGCCAUCAGGAUCAAAAGUGUCCAACAACAAGGAGCCUGAAAUGAGCCCAGACCUAAAAUCCCACCCUAAGGUCACUCUUAUGCAGCUUCUUCUUGAGCGCAGAAAUAAUGAAAUGGUUAAUAAAAGUGUAGUUAACCAGGAUUUACCACUUGAUAUAACUAUGUCCACCAUGGCUCGAGGCCAGCCAAAGGGACUGGUGCCCUGGGAGGAGACCAGGACAAAAAGCUCCAUAGACAGACCUGUAGUCCCAGCCCAGCCCCUCUACUCACUUAGUCGUGAUCCUAGUGGCGCACUAUCCCCUUACUCUUACCCCUCCCCCCAUGUCCAAUCCAGCCCACUGGAUUUGUGUAAGUCUAAAGCCUUCCCUGCUGAGAAGAAUUCAGAGCCCGCCUUCAGUGCCAGUAAACUGUUACAGAAUCUGGCUCAGUGUGGCACAGCUUCUUCUUCCCCACCCAUCCCCUCCAGCAAAGGGCUGGGUCAGGAGCCCGAUGCCAGCAGGCCCCUUGCCCUAUUGGAAAGGCUUAAUGCUCCAAUCCAUAGGACCACCACCACUCCACUCUCUGAUGGACCAUCAGGCAGUGGCACACCUUUCAGUCGGAAGGAGGCUUCUCCUCCGUCAUCACAGAUUGAGAACCUUCUAGAGCGGCGCACCGUGCUGCAGCUCCUUCUAGGAACAGGCUCAGCUACUGCGACAGUCGGCCGCAAAGAUAGGCCCGGUGGCAGUGGCAGAAGGAGUGUGGACGUGGCUGGAGGGUGCUAUGAGAAGAGCCCUGGUGUUUCCAUCAUCUGUGACAGCUCCAAUGGCCCCCCUUCGGACAUAAAGGUCAAAACGGAGCUCAUGGAAGAGGUGGGACCAUCCCCAGUCAUGUCUGAGGACUCGAGUGGCAGAAAGAGACCUAGUGGCUAUGAGAAGAAUAGCCCCCUUUCAGAUUCUCAGCACGACUUUAAAACAGAACCGCGGCCUGCAGAGGUCAUUGCAAAAUACGGCCUCCUCAGCCAGUUGCUUAAACAACAGACUGCUACCUACUAUACCAGUGCUGCUGUGCAGGCUGAGUCACAGCCCAGACAGUUUAAAGAGGAACAGAGGGAGUAUCCAAGCCCCAGUCCUAAGAAGAGACGUCUCUGCUCUGAUCGGACUGAUACUUUGAAUAAUACCAGCUCUCCAAGAGCAGCAGAGAGUGGCAACACAAACAUUUUUGCCUCUUCUGCUGUUCAGGAAGAGCCUGAGCAGCAGAGGAGUCUGAAAGAAGAGGAGGCUCCAUCCAGGAGCCCACCAAGUGAAACCCUCACCAGAGAGAGCCGGGGCUUCAAUGUGCUCAAACAGCUGCUGCUCUCUGACAACUGUCUGAAGGAGCUGUCCCAGCAGCCCCGGGGGACACCCAGUCCUUCCGUCCUGCAGGCCAAUGGGAAGGCCAAUGGCAGCAUUCUCAGCCAGCCUGCCCAUAAUCACAGCUUCCUCCACCUGCCUAGCUGGCACCCCCAUGGUUCCCUCAACUCAGGGCUCCCGAGUAAUCUCAGACCACUGCCCACCCCCCCUGCAGGUGACAGCCCUAUCCAUACCCCAUGGAGUCGCCACCCAGCUCCAUGGCCAGUCACUCAAAAACGGGACCCCCCUACUCUAGUCAAACAGGAGCCUGAGAGUCCUGUGCGAUGGAGUAGUCAGGAGGAGGAGGAGGGUUGUGACUCAAACCUGGACUCUCCACGGCUCUCGCGUUCCAACCCCAUCCUGUAUUACAUGUUGCAGAAGGGCAGCAUUCAGCUGAGGAAGGAGGUGAGGGAUCAGACAGAGGGAACCCAGUCUGUAGUCAGAGUUAAAGAAGAGCCAAUCAGUGACAUGCAUGCCUAUGAACACAGUCUGAGCUCCACCCCGCAAUCACCGACCCACAAUGACAAGCACAGCCAUGAGAGCCAGGGGCUGAGCCAAUCAUCUGAAUAGAAGUUGUAUCAACUACAGAAAAAAACAAAAUGGAAUCGAAUUCAUUGACUCUUUUUCUUUUUUUUUUUUCUUUUUUAAUGGCUUGCCAAAUUGGUUUGAUGAAACAACUAACAAAGAAUGCAAACAUGAUUUUUUUAGUGGAAUAGAGCAAGUUCAAAUUCAAAUGCGUACUUCAGAUGCAUACAUACAUUGGUUUCUCAAUUUUAAAUAGUGAGGUCAUGGAAUGGUACAAAACAGGUCUAUCUUAGCAAAAUGUCUAAUUGAUUUAACCAAAACUGCACAACUGUCACAAAUUUAACCUUUCCCAUCAGUGAUUAUCAUGCACUAUAUAUUUUAUUUUGUCAGUUAUUAAGUCCUCCUUUCCAAUUUGGUCUUGUUUUACACUUAUUAUUUAUAUCUGAAUUGUACACAUAUCACUAUUCCAUGUCCUCUUUGUUGUCUGCCAUAAAAGAUUUAGAAAGAACAUUUCAGGCAACAUUUAUUAUUGACGACUCCAAAAAUGUUAGCGCUCAGUUCAGUGGACAUUUAUUUAUUUUCUCCAUUAGAACAUUUUCAGAUAGACAGAGUCCCAUCAAUUUUAGAUAAGAUUCCAAAUAAAGUCAUUCUAGGGCAGACACAGUGGUCUAUUACAACUAUGUACAUGACAAAUUCAUUCUAAGGAGGACCUUGAAAACAAUAUUCACGCUGCAAUAGCUUCAGCGAGGAUCCUACCACAAUGAAUGCUUUGUCUUGCUUUUCCUCAAGAUUCAUGGUAUGGUAUAAUUACCAAUGGAGUAAGAAUAUAUCAAUGGAGAUUUGAAUGGUCACGAUUCAUUGAGUUAUGCUUUUAUUUGAAUUGAACUUUUAAGGGCAAUAUUCUACAGUGCAAAUUCAGGGUGAUGCGUAUGUAGAUUGUGCAGUCUUGAACAGAUGGGUCAACAGAGCGUGUGCGGUGCUUACAGUUGAGCAACUGUAUGUAAACAGGUUUCUAGAGCAACAGUUAAAAGGUUGCAGUGUCUGAGAAACUUAUCUUACCAUCCUGGGUAAACCCGCACCACUUUUCUUCAUGCACACAAAAGUUCAGAGUGUGAAGCACACGGCUUUUUCUUUUUUAUUAAGGAGCACCCAGAGUUUGCACUGUCGAAGCUGAGUCCUCUGUGUCCUUUUCAGAAUAAUUUAAUGGCAUGUAAUAAAAAAAAUGUCAGUAUUGUUAUCUGUUCAGAAUUUGACAGUUUGUGGGUUUCUUUCAUCACUUCUUAACUGUUGUGGUUUAUGGACAUAUUUUAUUUUGUGGCAGUCUCUUAACUCAUAAAAUGUCAAAAGAAUUGCAUGAUAAUUAGAGAAGACCACAGGUACAUCUUUCUUUUCAAAGCAGCUGGAUAUGUGUACCUGCCCCCCAAUAAUCACCAAGACAUUUUGGUGUCUUGAGGGAUAUCUGGUAUCUAGCUCUUUAUUUUGAUUGUACUGUAUUCCUUUAAGUUAAUUUCACACAUUGCUUCAUCCAUUUAGUCUUGUGAUCUUUUUAAUACAUAUACCUAUGAAGUACGUCUCUUCGAUUAUUAAUACAUUUUCACAAUGGUUAAAUAUAUUUGUGUAAAUAGUACUUUCAGUAUGAAAGAUGACUAUUUUGUAAUGUUUAAGAAAAGAUAUUACCCUAGUUUUUAAUGCCCUGAUAUGUAAAUAUGAAUUAUAUGCGUACAAGUGUACAUACAAAGGCAGAGGAUGCUAUGCCCAUCUUUUUUUGGUUGGUUUGUUCUUUGCAUGUGUCUCUAUGUGGUAAAUGAUAAUCUAUCCUGCGCUGUGUUGUGUAAUAAUGUCUGACUCUCCUCACUGCUGCCUGUUGCAUGCAGACGCAUGGGAACUACCUGUGUAUCCCUACUGGUGAUGGGGGAAAAUGUCAAGUCUUAAAAUAGGUCUUUUUUAUCACAGAGAGAGGUUCGUUUAGAAUAUGAACAGUCCCUAAAUAACCACAGACUGUUGAGCAAGUUGAUUUAAAAUGUGUGAAAAAUAAACGUGCAUUGAAUAUUUUUGUGAUUUUCUUUUCUGUUACUGGUUAACAAAGCUCUGUGAAAGAGCUUGGGGCUAUAGUGGGGGAUUGACGUACAAUCAUAGAUCUGCAUUGUGCAUCUAAGAAAUACAUUUGUAGCAGCAAAUACUAAAAAAAAGGUGUUUCAUUUUUUCAUGUGAAACCUGAAACAUUAUUUCAUUUUUUAUGUUUUCAUUUUUGGUGUUCAUUUGCACUGAUAUCUCAGAAAUAAAGUACUGAAAUGCA